Rhododendron vialii is the source of this 498-nucleotide messenger RNA. RefSeq names its product beta-amyrin 28-monooxygenase-like. NCBI's taxonomy places the organism in Eukaryota, Viridiplantae, Streptophyta, Magnoliopsida, Ericales, Ericaceae. Gene Ontology annotation, molecular function: iron ion binding; monooxygenase activity; oxidoreductase activity, acting on paired donors, with incorporation or reduction of molecular oxygen. The record is from RefSeq and is a predicted model, not a curated record. Gene Ontology annotation, biological process: sterol metabolic process. Bases 1 to 498 code for a protein of 165 amino acids. The transcript has a single exon.
AUGGAGCUAUUCUAUGCCUCUCUCCUGGCCUUCUUUGUUCUCUCUGUCACCCUAUCUUUCUACUUCCUUUUAUACAGCAAAAAAUCCGGCUCCCUUCUCAGUAACCUCCCACCCGGUAGCACCGGGUUCCCAAUGGUGGGCGAGAGCCUCGAGUUUCUCUCCACCGGAUGGAAAGGUCACCCUGAGAAAUUCGUGUUCGAUCGCAUAGCCAGGUACUCGUCUUCCGUAUUCAAGACGAGCCUUUUGGGCUCUCCCACAGUUAUGUUCUGCGGGGCAGCCGGUAACAAAUUCUUGUUCUCUAACGAGAACAAGCUCGUCCAGGCAUGGUGGCCUAGCUCCGUCGACAAAAUUUUCCCGACAUCAACCCAAACCUCAUCAAAAGAAGAGGCCAUCCGGUUGCGAAAAAUGCUCCCCAACUUCCUCAAGGCGGAGGCGUUGCAGAGGUACAUAGGAAUCAUGGACGGGAUCGCUCAGCGACACUUUGCCACUGAUUGGUAG